GUGUGGGCGUUGAGGUCGGCGUGAUGUCCUGAGAUCCAUCCAGUUGUGUGCACUACUAGUGUGUUACUCUGACUGGAGGAACCUUCCAUGGUAUGGAUGGACGGACCACCAUGUUUUUAACCAUUCACCUGUUACAGGACAUUCGGUUUUUUCCCCCAGUUUUUUGCUAUUAUGAAUAAAGUUGCCAUGAACAUUUAUGUAGUUUUUUGUGUGACUUAAUUUUUUUUCUUUUUUUUUGAGACAGAGCCUCACGCUGUCGCCAGGUUGGAGUGCAGUGGUAUGAUCGCGCGCCACCACACCUGGCUACUUUUUGUGUUUUUAGUACAGAUGGAGUUUUGCCAUGUUGGCCAGGCUGGUCUUGAACUGCUGACCUCACGUGAUCCCGCCUGCCCCAGCCUCCGAAAGUGCUGGGAUUACAGGCGGGAGCCACCACGCCCGACUUACGUUUUCAUUUCUCUGGGAUAAAGGCCCGUGAAUGCAGCUGCUGGGUGGUAUGGGAGUUGCAUGUUGAGCUGUUUUGGUUUAAGAAACGUCCACACCGGUCUCCAGAGUGGCGGCUGUUUUACUUCACAGGUUUUCAUCAGCUCCUUGUGAGACUCUUUGUCCUCACAUCCCUGCCGUUUGGAUUCGUGGGCAGCGGUAUCUCGCUGUGGCUCUAAUUUGCAUUUUCCGAAGGGCAGGUGAUGCUGGGCAUCUUGUCAGGGACGCAUUUGCCAUCUGUGGACCCUCUCAGUGAGGUGUGUCUUUGCAUCCUCUGCCUAUUUUCUAAUUGGAUCGUUUCAUUUUUACUGCUGAUUUUUUGAGACUCGUGUAUUCUUGACAGCAGUCCUUUGUUCUGUGUGUGGUCUGUGGAUAUUUACUCACUCAGUAGCUGUCUUUUCACCCUCCUCGCAGGGUUUUUAGCAAGGCAAACGUUUUUCAUCUUGUCAAGGUCCAGUUUUUCCGUUUUUCGUUUUAUAGACUGUGCUUUUGCUUUUGGUGUCGCCACUCUGUAGAAGUGCUAUUAUUUCACCUUUACAUUAGAUUUGCAUUUCACCUGGGGUGGGGGUCAAGAUUCUUUUCUUUUCUUCUUCUUUUUUUUUUUUUUUUGAUUAUUUUCUGUCACCCAGUCUGGAGUGCAGUGGUGCGAUCUCGGCUCACUGCAACCUCCGCCUCCCAGGUUCAAGCGAUUCUCCUACCUCAGCCUUCAGAGUAGCUGAGACUACAGGUGUGUGGCACCACAACCGGCUAAUUUUUUGUAUUUCUAGUAUAGAUGGGGUUUCACCCUGUUGGUCUCAGACUCCUGAUCUCGAGCAAUCCUUCCCCCUCAGCCUCCCAAAGUACUGGGAUUACAGGUGUAAGUCACUGCACCCGGCCCCAGCACCAUUUAUUGAAGGCUUUUCCACUCCCAGCAAGGUCAUAAAUUGCAUGUCUACACAUGUGUAGGUUUAUUUCUGUUUUGUUUUUGUUUUUGUUUUUUCUGAGACUGAGUCUUGCUCUGUCGCCCAGGCUGGAGUGCAGUGUUGAUUUCGGCUCACUGCAACCUCCACCUCCCAGGCUCAAGCGAUCUUCCCACCUCAGCCUCCUGAGUAGCCGGAACUACAGGGGCGCACCACCAUGCCUGGCUAAUUUUUAAAUUUUUUGUAGAGAUGGGGGUCUCCCUGUUUUGCCUAGGCUGGCCUUGAACCCCUGGGCUUAAGUGAUCCUCCUGCCUCGGCCUCCCAAAUUGCUGGGAUUGUUGGUGUUAGCUGCCUCAUCUGGCAAUUUUCUGGACUUGACUGUAUCCCACUGGUUUAUUUCUCUAUGCCUAAGCCAGUAACUUAGAUCUUACUUACCAAACUGUAUAUAAUAAGUCUUGACAUCUAAUAGUGUAAGUACUUCAAAUUUGUUCUCUUUCAGGCUUAUCCCUAUUGUUCUUGGCCUUUUGUGUUUCCAUAUAAGUGGAGAAUUAGCUUGUGAGUCUCACACUGUUGGGGUUUUGAUUGGGACUACGUCGAAUCUUGGAUGAAUCUGGGGAGAAAUGACAUCUUUUCAGUUCUGGGUUUUGCGACACAUAACUUGAUGUCUCCUCCCAUAUCUUUCCAUAAAGAUAUGGUUGUGGUUUUCUGUGUACAUCUUUUGUUAGGCUUAUUCCGAGGCAUUGAGGCUUUUGGGUGCUAUUCUGUUGUUCAGUUCUAAGUAGGAGUGGACAUCCUCCCCUGACAGCCUCUGUCUUUCCAGGGAAUUUGCUUUGUCUGGGAGGGCAGGAGAGAAAAGGCAAGGGAAGCAGAUUUCUGCAAGCAUCAGAGCCCUUGAGGGAGUGGCUCUGCUAUGUUCAGAGUCACUGGGGCUGUGGGAGCAGGAGGGCAUGGGGCAAGGUGAGGGCAUGGCAGCGAGGGAGGCACUGCAGUGUUGGAGUCAGGGCUUUCAGGAGUGAGCCAGGCAGAGAGGAGGCAAUGGGCAGAGAGUGGGGUAUUGAAUGGAGGUGACAGGUGUGGGCUGCAGUUACUGGUGGUGAUGGAGCACAGUUGGCCAGAAGGUAAGGACACUGGUGUAGAGAAGAGGUCAAGGCUCGGAGGAGAUAGGCAGUCUGCAAAGGUUUGUCCACGAGAACAUUAGACCACCAGGAAUUCGGGCAGUGAUGGGCGGGGGUGAAGCCACAGUGAGGGCCGGUGCUGGGUGGUUGGUGCCUGAUGAUGUGUGCUCCAGCUGGGAUGCUCAGGGAGAGGAGGGGAGGGGGACUCCAGGCCUUAGCCAGGAGCACAGGGGUUGGGGAAGGAGGGCCCUCAGUAGGGAAGACAUAGUGUCGCUGGGGACAGAGCCAUAGGGGAGGGUUUCAGGAUGGAGGGUGGAGAGAGCCUGGAUCAGAAGCCCCCUCCUGGCCUGGUGCAGUGGCUCACCCCUGUAAUCCCAGCACUUUGGGAGGCUGAGGCAGGCGGAUCACUUGAGGUCAGCAGUUCAAGACCAGCCUUGCCAACAUGGUGAAACUCAUUCUCUACUAAAAAUACAAAUAGUAGCCGGGUGUUGUGGCACACACCUAUAAUCGCAGCUACUCAGGAGGCUGAGGCAGGAGAAUCACUUAAACCCAGGAGCCGGAGGUUGCAGUAUUUCAUGCCGACGCAGGUGCUGGCACACGGGUGAGGAGUCGUAGAAGAGAGGUUUGCAGAUUGUGCUCUCAGCAAGCCUGUCGUCUAGUGGAAGACACUGGCUGGGACACAGAGCCCACGUGUGGACACCGCUGUGGGUUGGUGGCAGGGGUCGAGAAGGUGCCAUCAGGCACAUGAACGGUGGAGUCUUCACAGGUGUGAGCAGCUGCCGGAAGGGGAGGUGCUCCUGAAGACACUGCGGCCGGCCCGCCUGUACCCUUCGUGCCCUGGCUGCCUAGAGAGCCUCACCCCGGGCCCUGGGGCCAGGACUCCAGGACUCUGACCACCCGCCCUCCCCCAGCCUCAGCGGCUGCACCUCCCCAUUAGUAGUGAUGUACUGACCUUGGCACAUAGCUGGGAGGGGUUGGGGGGCUGGGCCAUGGCUGCUCCCAGGCCCCACCCAGGCUCCUGAGCCUAGAAGGUGAAAAGAGGACGCUCAGGAUUCACAAGAAGCCUAGAAGGUGGAAAGAGGACUCUCAGGGGUUCACAGGGGCUCUCACUGCUGAUUGGCCCUGCCCUCCCUUCCCCCUCAGCAAGGUGCCAGGAAGCUGGAACCUUGUUAUCUGGGUAAUUAGUUUCAGACCCUGGACUGAGGCCGGCCAGGUCUCGGGGCUGCCUCCCCUAGGUUGUGCACCCUGACCCUGAGAGGGAGGCAAGGCACUGCUGGUCGACAGCUAGAGGCUGGCCUGGGGAGCAGGUUUGGGGUGCCCUCCCACACUGCCCUCCCUGCCCUGGCCCGUGCCCCCCAGGGCUGCCUGGGCCUGGUUAUUGUGUGGGGCCUCCUGACCCAGCCAAGGGCACAGAGCUUUGGGAAGGGGAUGCCCCCGAGGGUGCCAGUCCAGCCAGCUGCCCCACCCCUCAGGCCCAGCCUGGCCCCCAAGAUCCCCAUUCUGGUGCCCCAAGCAGCCCUGUGGGCAAGCAGCCGCCGCCAUGGCCGAGCACCUGGAGCUGCUGGCAGAGAUGCCUAUGGUGGGCAGGAUGAGCACGCAGGAGCGGCUGAAGCAUGCCCAGAAGCGGCGCGCCCAGCAGGUGAAGAUGUGGGCCCAGGCUGAGAAGGAGGCCCAGGGCAAGAAGGGUCCUGGGGAGCGUCUCCGGAAGGAGGCAGCCAGCCAAGGGCCUCUGAAGCAGGUCCUCUUCCCUCCCAGUGUUGUCCUUCUGGAGGCCGCUGCCCGAAAUGACCUGGAAGAAGUCCGCCAGUUCCUUGGGAGUGGGGUCAGCCCUGACUUGGCCAACGAGGACGGCCUGACGGCCCUGCACCAGUGCUGCAUCGAUGAUUUCCGAGAGAUGGUGCAGCAGCUCCUGGAGGCUGGGGCCAACAUCAAUGCCUGUGACAGUGAGUGCUGGACGCCUCUGCAUGCUGCGGCCACCUGUGGCCACCUGCACCUGGUGGAGCUGCUCAUCGCCAGUGGCGCGAAUCUCCUGGCGGUCAACACCGACGGGAACAUGCCCUAUGACCUGUGUGAUGAUGAGCAGACGCUGGACUGCCUGGAGACUGCCAUGGCCGACCGUGGCAUCACCCAGGACAGCAUCGAGGCCGCCCGGGCCGUGCCAGAACUGCACAUGCUGGACGACAUCCGGAGCCGGCUGCAGGCCGGGGCAGACCUCCAUGCCCCCCUGGACCACGGGGCCACGCUGCUGCACAUCGCAGCCGCCAACGGGUUCAGUGAGGCGGCUGCCCUGCUGCUUGAACACCGAGCCAGCCUGAGCGCUAAGGACCAAGACGGCUGGGAGCCGCUGCACGCCGCGGCCUACUGGGGCCAGGUGCCCCUGGUGGAGCUGCUCGUGGCGCACGGGGCCGAUCUGAACGCAAAGUCCCUGAUGGACGAGACGCCCCUUGAUGUGUGCGGGGACGAGGAGGUGCGGGCCAAGCUGCUGGAGCUGAAGCACAAGCACGACGCCCUCCUGCGCGCCCAGGGCCGCCAGCGCUCCUUGCUGCGCCGCCGCACCUCCAGCGCCGGCAGCCGCGGGAAGGUGGUGAGGCGGGUGAGCCUAACCCAGCGCACCGACCUGUACCGCAAGCAGCACGCCCAGGAGGCCAUCGUGUGGCAACAGCCACCGCCCACCAGCCCGGAGCCGCCCGAGGACAACGAUGACCGCCAGACAGGCGCAGAGCUCAGGCCGCCGCCCCGGGAGGAGGACAGCCCCAAAGUGGUCAGGCCGCAAAAUGGCCGAGUAGGGGGCUCCCCAGCACGGCAUCUGUACUCCAAGCGACUAGACCGGAGCGUCUCCUACCAGCUGAGCCCCCCGGACAGCACCGCCCCCCACGCCCUGGUCCACGACAAGGCCCACCACACCCUGGCUGACCUGAAGCGCCAGCGAGCUGCUGCCAAGCUGCAGCGACCCCCACCUGAAGGGCCCGAGAGCCCUGAGACAGCUGAGCCUGGCCUGCCUGGUGACACGGUGACCCCCCAGCCUGACUGUGGCUUCAGGGCAGGUGGGGACCCACCCCUGCUCAAGCUCACAGCCCCGGCGGUGGAGGCUCCUGUGGAGAGGAGGCCGUGCUGCCUGCUCAUGUGAGGCUGUUGCUCAGCAUGCAGGGGCCUGUCCCGGGCACAGCCCAAGGCUGCCUCCCCACGGUUCGUGCCCUGGUGCUGCAGGUGCAGCACAGAAACCCCGGCUUCUACUGUGCAGGACGCUGGCACCUCUCAGGGCAGAAGACAUGCCUGGAGGGAUGUCUGGCUGCGAAGACUAUUUUUAUCCUGCAACUCUUGAUAAAGGGCUGCUUUGCCAUGGA
Symphalangus syndactylus (siamang) is the source of this 5838-nucleotide messenger RNA. RefSeq names its product protein phosphatase 1 regulatory subunit 16A (gene PPP1R16A). Gene Ontology annotation, cellular component: cytoplasm. Gene Ontology annotation, molecular function: myosin phosphatase regulator activity; enzyme inhibitor activity; protein binding. The record is from RefSeq and is a predicted model, not a curated record. Lineage: Eukaryota; Metazoa; Chordata; Mammalia; Primates; Hylobatidae.